This is a messenger RNA of Cyprinus carpio (common carp), 2640 nucleotides long. RefSeq names its product ras-related protein Rab-6B-like. The record is from RefSeq and is a predicted model, not a curated record. Gene Ontology annotation, molecular function: GTPase activity; GTP binding. NCBI's taxonomy places the organism in Eukaryota, Metazoa, Chordata, Actinopteri, Cypriniformes, Cyprinidae.
AAGAGGCGCUGUCACUCUCAAGACUCAUCAGCUAUCAGCGCUCCGUCACUGGACUGUACGGUGUGUCCUUCGUCCGCGCACAGAAAAUAACAAUAUUUAGAUAGUUUUUCUUUAUUGUACUCGAUAAAAAUGUCUACUUCGACCGGUGGCGGAGAGUUUGGCAACCCUCUGCGGAAAUUUAAGCUGGUUUUCUUGGGCGAGCAAAGCGUGGGCAAAACUUCACUUAUCACCAGGUUUAUGUAUGACAGCUUCGAUAAUACCUAUCAGGCAACUAUUGGUAUAGACUUUCUGUCAAAAACCAUGUACUUGGAAGAUCGCACGAUUCGGCUACAGCUGUGGGACACUGCUGGGCAGGAACGCUUCCGUAGCCUCAUUCCCAGUUACAUCAGAGACUCAGCAGCCGCAGUGGUGGUCUAUGAUAUAGCAAAUCUCAACUCUUUCCAGCAAACCUCAAAGUGGAUAGAUGAUGUCAGAACAGAGCGAGGAAGUGAUGUCAUUAUCAUGUUGGUUGGCAACAAGACAGACUUGGCUGAUAAAAGGCAAGUGUCAGUAGAGGCAGCAGAGAAAAAAGCUCGGGAACUGGGUGUGAUGUACAUAGAGACCAGCGCCAAAGCUGGUUAUAACGUCAAACAGCUGUUUCGUCGUGUUGCUGCUGCUUUGCCUGGAAUGGAUAGUACACCAGAGAAAAGCAAAGAGGACAUGAUCGACAUCAAACUGGAGAAGCCUCCGGAGCUGCCUGUUACCGAGAGCAGCUGCUCGUGCUAGUAACCACCCUCGUCCCCCGCCAGGCCCUGCGUCCCCCUCACUCGACCCCCUCACACACAAACAGCUUGCCUCUCAGUGGUCACUCGCUCCUCUCGCGGCCCCGUGUCAUGAGCGGACAACCUUUUCUUUCUCUUCGACUCAGUGACUUUUCAGAGUAACCGUGUGGAUGUGCUAUUACUCUGUAUUAAAAUGGAUUCCAAAAUUACAUAUAUUAAUUGGGGAAAAAGUCAAUCACAGCAUAGAUUAAAUACUAAAACCAUUCAGAUUCUCAUCUGUUCUGGCUGCAUGGCAUUAUAUGGGAUUGCAGACUGACAUACAUCACAUGCUCUUGAGUUUUUUCACACCUCAGUGCCGUCAUUGUGAAUUUACUAUGUUUCAGAGCUGGGGCUGGUGUCAUCAUUUUAGGCAUUUUUUUUUAAUUUCACUGGAGGAAGAACUUAUUUUAUCGAGAGGCUGUAAACUUGUGUUACUGAUUCAUUAUUAUUAUUAAUUUUUUUUUUUUUACAUGAGCAUUACACUAUUUUGUUAGUGUGUUUUUUUUUGGCUGUAGUUAUUUAAAGAAAGAUACAGAAGGGAUCUCUUUUGAAAUUAUUGUUGUGAAAUAUCAUGGACACAAUAUUCUGUAUAAUCGGAUGUUUUCGUGUUAAAUAUGGUAUUAGGGACCAGAUAUCAUUUAAAGAUCUUUUUGUUUCAGGAAAUACACAUGUAUGGCCAAUGAAAUAGCGGUUCUGUUUGUGACAAGCCUCAUGCUGGACAGGCUAAUUUUAUACAGGAAUCUUCGGAGGGUUGCAUGGAUUUAGAAUGUAUUGAGCUGUAGGGAAAAAAUUAGGAUUUAAUAUUCUUAGAACAGGGAAGUUGCUUUGUAAACGUAUUUAAUUUUGUCAAAACUCAAAACCUUAGAUAUUUUAAUGACAUAUCCACAACUGUAGUUACAAAACGUUAAUUGUAAUAACGUGUACUCACGAAACACUUCAUUCUGAGCUUGGAUAUGGAAAGCAGUUCACACUAAUCCACUCAUUUUCAGCCUUGUUUUUUGCUGCGCAAGUGUAGGAACAGCAUGCAGUUUAGAGACGGUUUAACACAAAAUGCCUUGCUUGUUUUGUUGUCAUAGUGCACCAGGUCAGGCCACAGCUCUGUGGUUUGCUCGAGCCUAUUAACGUCGCAUAGAGCUAAUGAGGUUUUGUUAAACGGGAUGUUUAGAUUCCUUCCUUCAAACACGGCUAUUGCUAAGUGUACAGACACGUCUUGGUAUUGCUUGUCGUGAGACUGUUGGUUUCAUGUGUUUAUUUAUUAUCUCACUAGUUAGUGAAACAGUGUCGUAUGCUUGACUGGAAUGGCAGGUAGCAAUGUAUGGGAAUCAAAGGUUGAUGUAUAAUUUGCAUUGCUGCCUUGCUGCUGUAUCACAAAGACCUUGUCGUGGCACUAUCUUGGUCACGUUAAAGAUUUUCACGGCCCGUCUGUAAUGAUGGGUUUCUACAGUAUAGCUUGAAUGGGCUUUUAUUUGCUGGAGAGGUAUCACCGAACCCCCCAGCACUGUCGCUUUUCCUCUCAUUUUAAUGUAAACCGACAAAUCCUUUCAUCACUAAGACUAAAAAAGGGCAUCACGUGUGUUUUAAACAUUAACAUUUAAUAUGGUUUGAUAUGUAAGAAUUAAAAUAAAUACGAGUGAAAACCCUCCUGAACAGCUCUGUCACGUGUCACUGACUGAAUACUCAGCUGUGUGCUAUUCUGAAGUGUGCUGGUCUGUUUGAAUUACGCUGUCUACUAGUGUUUAGCAAAAUUUGUGUGAACAAAGUACUAUUAUUAUAUGCUGUAAAAAAUGGAAGGUUAACGAGACACCAAAAUGUAUCACAUGAAUAAAGAUAUUUCACCAAA